Molecule: messenger RNA, 321 nt
Organism: Pyrenophora tritici-repentis Pt-1C-BFP
Lineage: Eukaryota; Fungi; Ascomycota; Dothideomycetes; Pleosporales; Pleosporaceae
Source: RefSeq, a predicted model, not a curated record
AUGGCAGAGCUGGGAGCCAUCGCCAGUGUCGUUCAGCUAGUCGAUGUAGCCUUGCGCGUCAGUGGCGAGGUCUGCAGCUUCCUCGAUGCUUAUAAGGAUACUGCAUACGACGUAAAAUUCCUCCGAGACAUCUCACGUGACGUCGAAGCGAACGUUCGCAAUCUGAGGAGAUAUAUCCUGAAGUUUAAGAAGUCCACAAAUGCAGUUGAAGAGUCCGAGGUUCUCUCCGAAGCUGUUAUUGGGGCUUUCCUGGGGUAUGACGAUGAUAUACUUGCCGCCAAACGCCUGUUGCCGGCGAAACCAGUGGAGAAGAUAAAGUAA